Molecule: messenger RNA, 2117 nt
Organism: Solenopsis invicta (red fire ant)
Lineage: Eukaryota; Metazoa; Arthropoda; Insecta; Hymenoptera; Formicidae
Product: reticulocalbin-2
Exons: 5
Coding region: 177-1169 (330 amino acids)
Cellular component (GO): endoplasmic reticulum
Molecular function (GO): calcium ion binding
Source: RefSeq, a predicted model, not a curated record
GUACUAACAACCCAAAACUGGGAAAAGUCAACAACAUCAGAGCAAUCGGAACGACUUUGCGCGAUAAGGAACAUAUUCAAGACGCACUCGAGAGUCGACCAAUCGUCGCGCAGGCGUGGCGCCUAAUUCAAAGCACGUUUAUUUUCAAUCGUCCCGCCGCUUUCGGAAGACGCGCAAUGGCCGUCCGAGCGUACGCACCUCUGCUCCUCGUCGCCGCUCUUGCCACAUCGCUACCGGCCUCGAGCGAUACCGCCUCCGCGCACAUCCACACGCAUCAGCACAACAAAGUCGACAGCCAUGAGAGGAUGGAGGACGGUGCUUUCAGCCCCCGCGAUGCCGACCACUACGCGGAGGGCGAGCAUCAUCAGGAGUUUGACCAUGAAGCCAUCCUAGGAAGUGUAAAGGAAGCAGAGGAAUUUGACAAACUUCCAAUAGAAGAAUCAAAAAGGAGAUUAGGAAUUUUACUGACCAAGAUGGAUCUGAAUAAUGACAAGUAUAUAGAGAGGAACGAACUGAAAGCCUGGAUCUUGCGUUCAUUUAGCAUGCUGUCUGCAGAAGAAUCUGAGGAUCGCUUGGACGACGCUGAUACGAAUGAAGAUGGUAAAGUGAGUUGGGAUGAAAUCCUACAAGACACUUAUGGCAGUGAUCCCGAAGAUCUGGCGCUUGACGAUAAGCUGAUCGAAGAUGACAGGCAGACAUUUGAUGCUGCCGAUUUAAAUAAAGAUGGUUAUUUAGACACAGAGGAGUUCAAAGCUUAUACACAUCCUGAAGAGACACCUAGAAUGUUUCCACUCUUGUUGAAGCAAGCUUUAAUGGACAAAGAUGUAGAUGGAGAUGGAUACAUCAAUUUCCAAGAGUUUAUUGGCGACAGAGCAAAAUCAAAGGAUAAGGAAUGGUUGCUAACCGAAAAAGAUAAAUUUGAUUAUGAACAUGACAAAGAUGGAGACGGUAAACUCAAUGCGGAUGAAAUUCUUUCUUGGCUUGUUCCAAGUAAUGAGGAAAUAGCGAAUGAUGAAGUGGAUCAUCUCUUUGCUCGUUCAGAUGAUGAUCAUGAUAAUAGAUUAUCUUAUGAUGAAAUCUUGGAUCAUCAUGAUGCUUUCGUGGGUAGUGAAGCGACGGACUAUGGUGAUCAUUUGCAAGAGAUUGAUCGUUUCAACGAUGAGCUCUAAGAAUCAGCAAUCAACAAUCAGUUAAACUGAUAACAUUGUAUUAUCUUUCAUAAUACUCAUCGGAAAUACGUAUUAUUGAAAAUAUUUUUAAUACACUGCUCAAGACAUAAUAAUAAGACCAUUCUUUUAAAGAAUUCUAUAUAUGAAUUUAAAUGUCAAAUAUUAAAAAAAUUAAAAUACUAUAUUUAUAUAAGCACGUUAUUGGACAUUAAAAAAAUAUGAAUAUAUAAUAACAAUGAGAAAAAAGUUCAAAAUCUCUAUAAUAGAUUUACUAGAUCAAAAAUUCAUUUAAGAAAAUGUUUCAUUAAUUGUUUUGAGCAGUAUAUUUAUUAAUAUUUUUUUGCAUCCUCUUCUUUUAGCUCUUAAGUGUUUGUUUUGAUCUAUUUAUGCAGUCAUUAGAAUAAAUUUGUAUUAAUAACAAGUUACACAUACUGGACUAAUGAAAUUUACACAUCUUAUACAUUUAUGACGAUUCGUAGUAUAACGCUAUACGAGCCGUCUUCCAUUUUUUACCAAACACGAGUGCCAUAAUAGAGAAUAUGAAAAAGGAAAAUAUAUUAAAGCAAGAAAAAGUUUCAUAUUUCUUAUUGCAAUUGCAUACAUAGUGUGUCAUUAAAUUUGAAUUCCAUCAAUAUCAUGCUGUAUAUAUAUAAUGUAAUAUACACAAACGUACACAAUAUUAUGCAUAUAAAAUUAUGUGUAUAUACAGUGUGUUGAAAAAAAUGUUACAUAUGGUGAAAAAAUAUAUUCACUAAAUAUUUUCAAAAUAUGCAACACUUUUCAAUUCUGUAUGUAUGUGUCGUAAAGCACAAUUUUUUCUUGAUUUCAUGACAAAUUAAGAUAGAUUUUGUGCUAGAUGACAUGAAACGAGCAUGUGCAAUCAAUAAAAUACAUCAAACUUCGACAAAUAUGCACAUUCAUUUGUAAUAAAAUAUUUUAACAAUUCCA